AUGCCUCGCCGCCUGGCCACAACGUUCGUGAAGCUCACGCCGGAGCGCUACGCCGCCAUUGCGAUGGAGAUGCGCGCGGUGGCCGACGGCGGCACAGAUGCGGCGAAGGUAGCUAUGGCCACGACCAUAGCGGAGGCUGUGCUGCAGGCCAUGGCGACGAGGCCCGCGAACCUCGCCGAAGCAGUUGCGACUGCCGUGGCUAGCCUCUAUGGGGGCAAGCCCGUGGCAGAGGUGGCGGAGGCCGAUGGCGGUGAGGCGGCGUCGCCCAUCGUGUACGGGCCGUUCAUGGAGGAGGGCGCCGCCGCGCUCGCACGUCUGGAGGCCGUCGAAGCAGAGCACCGCGCGGUCUUGCAGCAAAUCCAGGACGAGCGCCUGGACGCCGCCCUCAUCGGGGAGAUGAAGGCAGACGCCCAGCUUGUCGCGCAGAACCGCGCCAUCCUAGGUGCCCUCGAGGCGGCGCGCGCGGCCGAUGUGGGCGAGGCGGCGGGCGAGGACGGCGAGGCGGCGGUGGGCGAGGACGGCGAGGCGGAGGCGGGCGAGGACGGCGAGGCGGAGGCGGCCGAGGACGGCGAGGCGGAGGCGGCCGAGGAUGGCGAGGCGGCUGCGGGCGAGGACGACGGCGACGAGGAGGCGGCGGGCGAGGACGACGGAGGCGAGGCAGCUGUCGAGGAUGACGGCUCCGACGAGGAGAUGCCGGACGCCGAGGGUGUUGACGAGGCCGGCGAGGACGCCGACGGCAUCUUCUUCGCCGACUCCGAUGAGGACAUGCCCGACGUGCCCGCUGGGCCGGCGGGCGAGGACGACGACGGCUGGGGCUCCUCCAUCGAGUUCGAGAUGUCUAACGCCGGCGUGAUUCUCAUCUCCGACGACGAUGAGUAG
Messenger RNA from Aegilops tauschii subsp. strangulata, 879 nucleotides. NCBI's taxonomy places the organism in Eukaryota, Viridiplantae, Streptophyta, Magnoliopsida, Poales, Poaceae. The record is from RefSeq and is a predicted model, not a curated record.